UUCCUCAUAGGUGCGGAUGCAAAGAUGGCGGAAGAGGAGAGCCAGUUUGAAGAAUUUGAGCAAAUAGACUUUUUAGGAGAUAGACAUGUCCGGUUCUUCCAGAGAACACUCCAGGUGUUACCUGAGAGAUACGCCUCGCUGGAAACAACCAGGUUAACCAUCAUAUUCUUCGCCCUGUCGGGUCUCGAUGUGCUGGACGCUCUGGAUGUGAUCGACAGGAACACCAUGAUCGAGUGGAUCUACUCUCUACAGGUUCUUCCCACAGAGGACCAAGCUAACCUUAGUCGUUGUGGUUUUCGCGGAUCGUCACAUAUUGGAAUUCCUUAUAGCACUAAGGGCCCAGGUGUGCUCCAUCCAUACGACAGUGGCCAUGUAGCCAUGACCUACACUGGGCUGUGUUCGCUGCUAAUACUCGGAGACGACCUGAGCCGUGUUAACAAACAGGCCUGUCUGGCUGGUCUCAGAGCUCUGCAGCUGGAGGACGGCAGUUUCUACGCAGUGCCAGAAGGAAGUGAAAAUGACAUACGGUUUAUCUACUGCGCAGCCAGUAUCUGUUACAUCCUGGAUGACUGGUCAGGCAUGGACAUCCAGAAGGCCAUUGAGUACAUCAGAGGAAGUUUGUCAUACGACAGUGGGUUUGGCCAGGGAGCUGGGCGAGAGUCGCAUGGUGGCUGGACGUAUUGCGCCAUAGCCUCCCUGUGUCUCAUGGGUCGACUGGAGGAGGCGCUGAGUCAGCGGGAGCUGGACAGGAUCCGGCGCUGGUGUAUCAUGAGGCAGCAGAGCGGCUUCCACGGUCGCCCCAACAAACCUGUAGACACAUGCUACUCCUUUUGGGUGGGAGCCACGCUAGAGCUCUUAGAUGUGUUCCAGUAUACAAACUUUGACAAGAACAGGCGCUUCAUUCUGUCCACGCAAGAUCGGUUGGUGGGAGGAUUUGCCAAGUGGCCCGACAGCCAUCCAGACCCCCUCCAUGCCUACUUAGGGCUGUGUGGUUUGUCUCUGAUCGAGGAGCCCGGUUUGAGGAAGGUCCACCCAGCUCUUAACAUCACCCAGAGGGCCUUUCAGCACGUCCAGCAGCUGCAGCAGACAUGGAGGGGCAGCACUGGCAGCUGUAGCAGACAGCACUGACAGCAGGAAGGUCCACAGCUCUGCUUCUGAACAGGUUGAGUAAUCGGGAGUCGGUCAAAGGCAACUGGACUUUUGCUGUGCGUCUUGAAGCCGUUCGGCCACCCAUCUAAGAGGCCUCCUAAUUACAGACAUUGGGAAGGUUUCUCAGUCCCCAGUUACACGGUAACUUUUGGGGAGCUCAUUUUAAGUCCAUCUACAGUGACUUUUGUGUUAAGCAAUACACGCCACACUUUUCUUUUGCUGCCUUUUUUAUUAUUAGACUGUAGUUGAUAACAUUGUGCAUUGUGUUUUGUGGCUGAUGAAAAUAUGUGCCAGAAAAGUCAAAUUUGAGUCACUGGAGAUGCCUCAGGUGCCUCAAUUUUGCAUACUUAUUAGAUGCAGUUUCAGAGGCUUCCUGCUCCUCAUCGUAGUAAACGAAACAAUCUGCUGUCAAUCUUCCAAGCCAAGGAGGAGCUGACUGCUUCACACGGACACAAGAAAGCGUCCACAAAUUAAACAUUGUUCACUGAGAGCCCGAGGAAGGCUGAAGGGGCGUCCAGAUUGUGUCUUUAAAUGGUUCUGCAGUAACUGGUGGCUUCAGUAGCUAGACGUUUUGAGUGGGCUGGUGCAAUUUUUACGUGAAUCAAGUCUAUGUACAUUUGCCAUCUCUAAAUAGUGUCUGUGUGUAUUGCGAAGAUAUGGUGUUUGAGUUCUUAAUUUUUGUUUACAAACCACUAUGAGCCCAAUGGUAAUUUUGGGGGUGAAAUUUGAGUCUUUCUUUUCGAUUCAACAUCCCUACAUCUUCAGACGGAAAAAAACACCCCAAAGCCCGACUCGCCCAAUGCUGUAUGUAUUUGCCUCUCUGCCCCUCGACAUCUCCAUCCUCACGUUGCUCUUGAACCUCUGGGAAGCCUCGAGCUCUCUAGUCCCGAAGGUGAUAGCAGCCUGGCAGGGAAACACUUCAGGUCCCUGCAGUUUCACCACUACAGGCUCUGUUUAGUGAUCCCAAGAGAUGUACAUGAUAAUGGAUCUGCUUCAUAGAAAAGGCAGCCAACAACCAGCCCAACAGGCAAAUGAUGAAAGAGAAACAGAAUUAGAUUGGGCAUAAAGAAAGGGCGUAAUCCCGUCUUUCCCACAAGGUAGGAGCUUUCAAUUUUAGCAUCCCCUGACUCCUGAACCCUGAAUCUGAGCUGCCCUCCUUCACCAGCUUCCAUACUCCCUGUAAGGCGCUAGCCAGCCUGAAAUCAAUGGGAGAAAGAUGAGACGGUGGCAUCGUAACUUGGGGGAAAUCUAUUCUUUUGAACAGCGCUCGGAAUCGACAUCUUAUUUUCAGAAGCAGAAAGGACGCGGGGCAAAAAAACAAAGAACGAUGCACAUGAGCAGAAUGUGCCUCAGAGAGCCGGGUUACAGAAACAACCGUUCUCCAUUCCUUUUGAGUCCUAAAACGCCACCUGCAUCUCGCAAUGGACCGUCCAGCCUUCUUGCUCUUGAGCUCUGCUACAUAUUGGAGAUUUAUUGUUUGUUUUUUUAAAUCCCUCAGAUCAGAUUCCCAGUAGGGGACAUUCCCAGUUCCACAGGUUCCUCCAGCCACCCUGCUGAAGCCACGCCCAUCCAUUAUAGGACGCAGCCAGCACCUGCUACCUGAGAUGACGUCGGAGGGGAGGGGGCGGUGUCGUCCGGCUCGUCUGCAACGCGUUACCUGCUGAGGUCGGCUGCGUUUCGCACCAGUUCUGACUGGAUGUGAAAAUAUAUCGCCUCUUUUGGUUUUCCUUCUGGUAUCUAAAAGGAAGUUGUACUUGGCCUCGUCUCCUUUCCUGCCAAGUUGCCUUUUUUUUAAAAUUUAUUCAGACUUAGAAACCGAGCAGACAGACGGAGGAAAGGAGAUAGCAGGAGAGGUGAAUGAAUAAAUAAUUUGACCCAUCUAUUAUUAAAAGUGAACUGUCGGAGUCUGCCCCCCCCCCCCCCCCCCCGGUGUUGUAAAGCCUUAUUUUGGUGCAAAGUCUUUUGCUUUAUAGCCAACUGCAUAUUUUAUUGCUGUAUUGUUUGAUGUUACUGUUUUUGCCUAAGUCAAUGAGCUUUGCCGCAGUCACACUCGCCGACUUUUCUCCUGCCAUUUUUUGUUUUACAAACAUUUUGGUAGUUACCAUAACAUAUAUAUAUAUAUUUAAUAAAUUCUUUUUGGAGAAAAGGCAAGCUAUGACUUCCAUUGCACCUGCUAAAUUGAGCCUCGGAUACACACAUAAUGUUAUAAUACAAGCUCAAUAAAUAUAGCGUCUGAAUUGUUCACCAUAUAAUGUUCUGGCAUCCAUCUUUUUUGUGUAACUUUAGCUAUGAUGUGUCAUGAAUCCGUUUGGUCCUUCUCGCGUACAGCUUGCUUAGCUCGGCUGUUAUUAUAGAAGACAAGUCUCUACUGGAGGGGGCGGAGGAACGCUGCGUCUCCAAUCCUAGUCACGACUAAUGUUCCUCCUCCCAUCU
Cyclopterus lumpus (lumpfish) is the source of this 3582-nucleotide messenger RNA. It is a transcript of the gene pggt1b, whose product is annotated as protein geranylgeranyltransferase type I, beta subunit. Gene Ontology annotation, molecular function: CAAX-protein geranylgeranyltransferase activity. Gene Ontology annotation, cellular component: CAAX-protein geranylgeranyltransferase complex. Lineage: Eukaryota; Metazoa; Chordata; Actinopteri; Perciformes; Cyclopteridae. The record is from RefSeq and is a predicted model, not a curated record. Gene Ontology annotation, biological process: protein geranylgeranylation.